CCGGGUUGAAGUUGAUUUUCCUCUAUCCACAUGUGAUUCACAUGUUUACACGGAGAGUUGUGUUCGGCGCAUUAUAUUGGCGACACUGGAAUAUGGAAAUAUUUAAUUCGUACUCUUAUAGUUAAAACUAGAGUUCAAACAUGUCGGACAGUGAAGAAGAAACUCGUGAACCGACUUCAGGAGGACGGAAAAGAGAUUCAAAGUACCAGUGUCCGGCCGAGUUUAUAUCCUUUCCGUAUGAUUCCUCUGUAAAUGCAUUAUUGGGUGAAGAGAAACAGCAGUUAUGGUUCAUCAAAGCUCCAGCUCGUUUUGAUCCUAAAUGCUUUAAUAACCUCCAACUUCCUUUAUCAGGACUGGGAAUGGUCCAGUCUAAGGGUAACAGCCCACAAAUCUACAGUGUUGUCAGUGGUGGGACGACGCCAUCAGACCUCAAUCUUCUCAUUUCCAAAGGUGAAAAUCAGAAGCUUUCUCUCUGCUCCACCGGCUUCAGCGGUGUCCUGAAGAUCUCCGAGAGCUAUGGAGACUGUGGUGAAACCCAGGGCCCGAUUCCUGUACCAGCCGCUCCAGCUCCACGCAUCCCAGACGGCCUCAAACAGCGUUUCCAUCCUUUCGGUAGUUCAACUGGAGCUCGCAUGCAAAAAGAAGCCACUUUUGCUUCUCCAACUCCACUCCAGAAAACAAGACAGGAUGUGGGUGAUGGAGAUGAGCCAAAAAAGAAGAAGAAGAAAAAGAAAGACAAGAGUCAGGGGGACAGUGGAGAUGUUUUUAUUAAGCAAGAAGAAACACAAAUUGAAUGUAAUCAGUUAGAGAUAUCUGAACUUAUGGAGGAAGAGCCGAUGGAGGAAAGGAGAAGAAAAAAGAAAAAGGUGAAGAAAGAAAAGGAAAGAGAGAAUCCAGAUAUGGUUGAUGCAAGUUUAUUUUUAAAAACUGAGCAGCUGGAUCCUUCUUACGAUGACACUGAAGUUACCCCGGGGAAAACGAAGAAGAAGAAAAAGAAAAGUAGUCGAAAUGAGUAGAUUACUAAAAGAACUUGAAAUGUUUUAAUCGUUUUUUUUUUGUCAUGUUCACAUAUAUAAAUGAAUUUACCUGUCAAAAAAG
Molecule: messenger RNA, 1098 nt
Organism: Danio rerio (zebrafish)
Lineage: Eukaryota; Metazoa; Chordata; Actinopteri; Cypriniformes; Danionidae
Gene: polr1g
Product: RNA polymerase I subunit G
Biological process (GO): transcription by RNA polymerase I
Source: RefSeq, marked validated